GGCUGGAGUUUUUCGCAAGAGCUGGGAUUUACCCAAAUACCCACCCCUCGACGCAAAUGCGGAAUGGUAUCGCCCAUAGAGGAAGUGCCUGAGUUCCACACGUGGGUCGGAGCGCUGGGAGAGAUUACAUUGCUGGGGGGGGGGGGUCUCCUUGCUACAUGGUACAGUACGGCUCCUACCUACGCCCGCUUGCCUGUUCAGUAGAAUAAUGUAUAGCCACCUAUAACCCCAGAGAGUCCAUCCGUGCAGCUUUUUGGUAGUUUUGCACAAUCCCAGCACUCACUGAGCGGCUUGCUGUGGGCAUUGCUGUAGUGCAGAGAAAACUUCCCAAGGACGAAGAAGUAUCUUACUGGUGCGCUAAGCUGCCCUGCCUGACGUGUCCUAUAGUUACUGCAUUGGGUUCCCUUGUUGAUUGAUUGUUGAGAAUGUUUCUGGUUGUGUGUCGGAUCAGCAGAAGAUGUUCCCUUUUAAAUGCCAGCAAUUAUGCCCAUUUUUCAAGAGGAUUGUGGCAUUCUGCUGCUCUCACCCAGAGAUCACAGAGGAAAAAUGAAAUGGUUGCAUUGAGACGACUGCUGGGCCAUAUAUAUGGGACAGAAAGAACAACGUGGAGCUCUGUGAUGCUGUUAAGAAGACAUUUUACUCAUCUCAGUACAGAGGGUGAUGCAACUGUAAUGUUUUCAGAGCAGAACCUGCCGUCUAUCAAACUAUACCCACAAGAGACUAAAGUAUUACCUGGCACAGACUUCAACACACUCAGCGAAGACCUGGAAGGGGCUCCGCCACUGUCUCCACUGGAGGAAAUCACAGAGAACGAAGCGGCCCAGAUUGCUGCGGAUCUUCCAAUCCCCCCAGCUUCCUUCACACUCCAAGACUAUGUGGAUCAGUCAGAGACUCUAAAGAAACUUGUGUUGCUAGGUGUUGAUUUAUCAAAGCUGGAGAAACGCCCCAAUGUGGCUAACUUCCUGCUACGGUUAGACUUUGAAAGAGAUGUAUCCAGGUUCCUGCUCUUCCUAAAGGAUGUGGGCUUAGAAGAUAGUCAGCUGGGAGCAUUCUUGUCUAAAAAUCCUUUCAUCCUGAGCGAGGAUCUGGAAAAUCUCCAGAAAAGGGUCUCGUACCUGAGGCUGAAGGAAUUCAGUAAGGAAGCAGUCGCUCGAAUGGUCGCCAAAGCCCCUUAUCUGCUGAACUUCUCAAUAGAAAGACUGGAUAACCGCUUGGGCUUCUUCCAAAGGGAACUGGGCCUAAGCACAGAAAAGACAAGGGACCUGAUUAUACGCCUUCCGAGGUUGCUAACUGGAAGCCUUGAGCCUGUAAGAGAGAAUCUGAAGGUAUGUGAAAUUGAACUGGGAUUCAAAAAAAAUGAGAUCCAGCACAUUGCAAUAAAAGUCCCUAAAAUAUUAACAGCGAACAAGAAGAAAUUAAUGGAAACCUUUGAUUAUGUGCAUAAUAUAAUGGGAAUCCCCCAUCAUCUUAUUGUUAAAUUCCCACAGGUAUUUAAUACAAAGUUGUUAAAAAUGAAGGAGAGACAUCUGUUCCUGGGAUUUUUGGGCAGAGCUGUAUAUGAUCCCACAAAGCCAAACUAUGUCUCCUUAGACAAACUAACAUCAACUCCCAAUGAGAUUUUCUGUGUGGAAGUUGCCAAGGCGUCGGUGCAAGAUUACGAGCGGUUCCUGAAAACUCUGUGAAUAACGAGCAUCUGAGAGCUGUGUUUUCCAUGCUGCAGUUAGGCGCCUGUAUAGAAUAUCUUUGUGUGCAUGGAGAAUAUUUAUGUAUAUAUUUACAAUGUAAUCUGUUUCUACGCAUAAAAGAAAAUGUUGGUCAUAGGCAGUUCUGUAGCAUUGUUACAUAUGAAGAUAAUAUUUCUAAAGCUCCUUAUGUAUUUGUACAUUAACGGAACAAUAUAUAAGAUUCUUUGCUUUGUAUGAAUAAAUAAUGUCCUCCUGGA
Xenopus tropicalis (tropical clawed frog) is the source of this 1942-nucleotide messenger RNA. It is a transcript of the gene mterf3, whose product is annotated as mitochondrial transcription termination factor 3. Lineage: Eukaryota; Metazoa; Chordata; Amphibia; Anura; Pipidae. Gene Ontology annotation, biological process: regulation of DNA-templated transcription. The coding region runs from base 426 to 1682 and encodes 418 amino acids. The transcript has 9 exons. The record is from RefSeq and is a predicted model, not a curated record. Gene Ontology annotation, molecular function: nucleic acid binding. Gene Ontology annotation, cellular component: mitochondrion.